AUGGUGCUCUCGCUGUCUGUUCCCGGCUUCUCCAGAACUUCAUCCUCCAACUCCGCCACUCCCCCGCGCCCCGCCGGCAACGCGCCCGAACUACAGCCGCAACAGCAAACACAACCAGAACCAAUACCAAUACCACAGUCGCAACCCCGACGCCGUGCUUCUGCAACCGGCUCCUCCUCCAGCUCCUCCUCCACAAAACGCAGCUCCUGGAAACCUUCUAUCCUAUCAGGUUCCUCGUCGACAUCGCCAAGCAACCCUUCAAUCACUCUCGAAGCAUUAAGAAAUAACCCAUUUGGGAACACGUCACGCUCUCGCUCAAUUCAGGUAUCCGCCGAGGAAAUAGAGGAGCAACAAAGAGAGCAGGACGAGCUAAAUGCUGCACUCGAACAUCUUGCCCGGAUAUUCCCCGAUGUAAGAAUCGAGGUCUUCCGCGAGUUGUUGGUACGGUUCGAUGGCCAGAGCCGACUACAAGUCUCCGUGGAACAAUUACUCCGGCAUAAGAAAGAAUGGGUAUCAGGUCGUUGGAAUCUCCCCGAUGGAAAUCGAGAUGGAGAUGGAGAAGACGGGGAUAAGAAAGACGAUCGAGCUACCGUAUUGACAGACAACGCUGCGAGAGCGGAGACUCUAGUCCCGGCCGAGGAACGCUUUCGAUCUGAAGGAUACAAACUUGCAGUGCGCAACGCUCUAGGGAAGGAGUUCAGUAGCCUUAGCAAGAGUACAAUCGACGCUGUGCUGGCUGAGGUGAACUACAGUUACGUGCGGGCACGACCAACACUACGGGAUCUCGCGAGGCGGACCUGGCGAGCUACUUUCAAUAGCAUUUUCCCUUCCUUCAAGCGCAAGAAAGAUAAAGACGAGCAUCCGCUUCUUUCAUGGCAACGGCGUUCAGAUGGGGAGCUGACACCCCGGUUGAAAGAAACUGGAAGUAUCGAGCUUGACGGCGAGUUGUAUGCGUUACUCGUGGCUCCCGUGCUUCGGAAAAGGCGGGAAGAGCAGGAGCUGAGCGAUUUCCGAUUCGCCUCUGAUGUCAAUGAAAAGGAAGCCCAGGCCGCAGAUGCGCUAUACGAAUGCGAAUGCUGCUUCGCCGACGUGACCUGGGAACAGGUCUCGACUUGUUCGACUGACGCCCAUAUAAUCUGCUAUCAUUGCAUCCAGCGAACAAUAUCUGAAGCCCUCUUUGGUCAGGGUUGGGGCAAAUCUGUCGAUUUGGAACACGCCACUUUGAAAUGCAUCGCGCCCUUGUCUUCCGGUUCCUGCGAUGGAUGCCUUCGGCCCCAAAUCGUUCGCCAGGCCGUGCUGCUGGACACCGCUGGCCUGGAGACGUACCGCAAGUUCGAGGAUCGGCUGGCGUCUGAGGCUGUUUUAAAAUCGCAACUGAAGCUCAUCAGGUGCCCAUUCUGUUCUUACGCUGAAGCUGAUCCGGUGUAUCACCCAUCCUCGCGUGGUAUCGGCUGGCGCUUUCGCCGAGACGGAGGUAUUAUCUCCAGCAUUCUAAUGAUAUUUCUUAUUCUUGACCUUAUCCCUCUACUUAUACCCACUCUCCUAAUUCUUCUCCUCUUGGACCCGCCCUCCGCCAGGGCAAUUUUCAACAACGCAAUCCGACACCUCUGCCUCAAACUACGGCCCAAAAGAUUCACUUGUGCCAACCCCUCUUGCAUGAAAACCAGUUGCAUGGCCUGCCAAAAAUCAUGGCAAGACCCACACAUUUGCCACGAACCACUCCUGCUUGACCUCCGCGCAACAGUCGAAGCAGCCCGCACCGCCGCAGUAAAACGAACCUGCCCCCGCUGUGGCCUCUCCUUCGUCAAAUCAUCCGGCUGUAACAAACUCACCUGCGUAUGUGGGUAUUCCAUGUGCUAUCUCUGUCGCAAAGCCCUAGGCCCUCCUAUCCACCCGGCACGCCCCGCAGCACCGAUGAACCGUGCCGCACCCCGACAGCCUCAGGUCCGCCAAGACGCAGCCGACGGGCCCGCAGAAGAUGACGGCGGCGGGAACUCCGACGAAGACGAGUUCGAAGAGCCGGAAGGCUAUAAGCAUUUCUGCGAGCAUUUCCGUAUUAACCCCGGCUCCCGCUGCACGGAAUGUAGUAAAUGCGACCUCUAUCAGGCAGAAGAUGAGGAGGUGGUUGCUCGGAAUGCGGGCGAGAAAGCUGAACGCGAAUGGCUCUCUCGUCAGGGGGAGUCGGAGGCGGCUAAAGGUACUAACGCUAGUGCCUCCAUCUCUGCCAUGGGGCUCCGCAAUGUUAACCAGGACCUGUCUGCCGGCGCGGACGGAAGUACCGGUGGCGCGAAUCGAUCGUCGAAUAAUGCGCUCUGGGACCUAGGCCCAGGAAAACCGUGGAGUUAUUGGUUAAAGGAUGUGUGGGUGAAUGGGAGGUGGAAAUUAGAGUGUCAGGUUUUUGUGGAUUGGGUUGUUGAGCAGGUUGUUGUUAUUGACGAGUUAUGA
Messenger RNA from Penicillium manginii, 2445 nucleotides. Its product is annotated as E3 ubiquitin-protein ligase. The transcript has a single exon. The record is from RefSeq and is a predicted model, not a curated record. The coding region runs from base 1 to 2445 and encodes 814 amino acids. Lineage: Eukaryota; Fungi; Ascomycota; Eurotiomycetes; Eurotiales; Aspergillaceae.